AUGGCAUACCGCAAUACAGAUAGUCGACAGGCUCACUUAUCGUUCUCUUGCUUCUCCGGUCGAAUGAUGUCACUAUUCCGUAGUCUUUGUCGUGGAGUCUGGCCGAAAAUGCUGAGGAUAGCCUUGGGAGCACUCUUUGUUUUAUAUUCAACUCCAUUUGGUGAGUGUUCUCUUCUGGUUGAAUGUUUUUGUGUCCUAAAUUGUUGCGAAAUAUAAAUUGUACAGUGCGAUGUUAUGAUUUAUAACAAUGACUGAGGAGUAAAUCGUUUGACAUUCAAAUUUAGUCCGAUUUUCCUCGUAAACUUCGGUGAUUUUAAGCCUGGUUGAUAAAUUUCACAACGCUUGUCGAAAUUUCGAUCGAUGACAAGUUUUAAUCGAAGUGACUUAGUGCCCAUUUUGAAUUAUUAUUUGGUAUUGCGGGUGAUGAUGUUUACGUUGAAUGUUGAAACUCUUUGUGACAACCUAUUUUUCAACUGUUCGAAAUUAAAAACAUCUUUGAGUUAAAAACAACAUGACCGUAAAACGAUGGAUCUUUCGGCAUCACACUGCGGUUGAUUUUCGCUAUUUCUGACAAAAAAUUGGUGUAAAAUUUUAUCCGCAAUGAGAUAUUGUUGCGCCUUCGUCACCAUGAAUUUUAAUAAAAGAAAUAUUAACUAGUAUUGCAGCGCUAUAUAGGUUGUGUGAUAUUUUACCACUUUGAAAAAUUUCCUGAAAGGAAAAUGGUAUACCUAGAAGUACUUACGUUUUUUCUUGGAAUCUUUAUUAAAAUUUUGACUCUUUUUCGCUGAGAAGAAAUUAAAACAUCAGUUGGCAAAAAAAUCUCUUCGUACACAAGAAGUUUACGACAAUUUACAUUUUUAUUCGUUUGGUUCAAAUCCACAUGCAAACAGUGCAUUAAUUAGCAGUGUUUUUAAAGUGUUGGGUCACUAAAGACAAUAAUUUUUCUGAAUAGGCCUAAGAAUCGAGAGAAAAUUUCUUGAAUACUUGGAUACUCGGUGAUGUGAUUAACUUUUUCUGUAAGAUAACCAAUCUACUAUAAAAUUUGUCAAACUUGGUGUUCGACCGUGUUUGCUUAAGGCAUAUUUUGUCGCGUUCAUGGCGGUUUUGAGCCCUAGAGACAAGUCAGACAAUUGAUGUGACCCAGAAAAACAAAGCAGAAACCGAAAGUCGUCCGAACAAAUAAAGAAAUUGAAGAUUUUGCGUUUCGUUGAACACACAAUGAGAAAGUUACACAGAAAAAGCUAAUGCUACCCCUGUUUAGUGGUGUUGAAAGCAAGGAACUUUCCGUUAUAUUUCAUUGAAAUCCCGAAAAUUUGCAGUUUGAAACCCUCACACGCGGUUAACCACUUAUAGUUUCUUAUAGGAAGGAAGCCACCACUCCGCCCAGAAUAUGAUUUUGUCACUAUCGUUUGACACGUCCUUAUGACAAGGCUAUAAAUAUUUAAAAGAGAAAUUAUAAAGUGACCGGCCUGUUUUGUCUCGUAAUUCACUUGACGAUAUUAAAUACAUAAAUUGAAACUGUAUCAGUUCUGGCUCUUUCAGUAUUUUCGGACUUUUUCCAUCAAAUGAAUGAAGGGUAAGUUUCAUAAGAAGUUUCAGUCGUUAGAGGGUAUUAGAAGAAAUUUUGUCUUAUCAACUGAGUUGAUAAAGUAAAUUGGCCACCUUUAAAAGUCACUUCUUCGUCAGAGCGGUGGCCACUCAGUUGAUAUAACCAAUCAAAUUGUCUUUCUUUCCAUCAGCCAUGUCCACCGAGUGCUAUGAAUGUACUUCUCUUGUAUCCAUGGAGGAUUGUUUUCAAUUCAUGAAGAAGACCGAAUGUCCAAAGCCAACAGAUCGCUGCCGUAACAUGACUGUUCAAGUUUUCGUCACAAUGCUCGGAGAAAAUCAGACAGGUUUCCAGAGGGGCUGCGCAUCUCAAGAUGAGUGUGUGUUCGAGCUUUGUUCGGGCCAUUUUGCGGAACACUACGGCGAGAAGUCACUCGCUUACAACGUUUGUCAGAUGAGUUGUUGUGAGGGGGAUUUCUGCCCCGAGGGAAACAUUACCAUCACUGAGGGAAAUGAAGGUCCGGUGAAAGGAGCGCGAGGCGGGAAAGGUUUUGAAAUUCUUGCGAGCGUUCCUGUCACGGUAACAAGUACUCUACUGAGCCUUGUCAGGGCCCGUUUGUUGUAAAGAUUAAGUUUUCAGCGUAAAGUAGAUGAUAAGGCAAAGUUUUAUCUCUGAAUCAGCGCCACAUCAAGCAUUGAAAAAUCUGCUUUGAUGUAAUUAACGCGGCAACAUUUUCAGUUUUUAAAUUUAUGUUCGAUUACUUUUUCAAUAACUCGACUAGUAAUUAAGAAAGAAAAAGGUUUCUAGUGCUGGAAAAUUACAAACCUAUUAAAAGUUUCUUAGAAUUGAAAAAGACUUACCAAGUUCCCUUUACUUUUUAUCUACAUGGGUAGAAUUUGAUAUAAGAAUUGGAGUUAGUAAAUACUUCAUGUUAUCAGUUAAAUGUUUGUGUCUCACUGAGACUAUUUUGUCAAGCAUUUUUAAAGAUGGGAUCUAUUUUUCCAUUCGUUAACCUGAGUUCAGCGGCCGUUAAUCAUAGUUAAUUAACACGACGAACAAAACUACGCCUCUUAACGAAUUUUUCCACACCACACCCUUUCUAAGGAACGUGGCGAAAGCGCGGGAAUUUUUUAACUUGGCGAAUUUUUCUGCGCGAAAAAGGAAAAUAAAUUUGCUGAUUGCAUUCGAAAAAGAGGCGGUUUUUUUCCACAGUGGUAAAAUAAAAUAGAGAAAAAUGCAGAAACGUCUCAUCCUCAGUUAAGGUAAUUGUGGUUUUGCUCUCCAUAGCAGCCGGUAAUCUUUGACGUGAUAUUAAUUUUUUCGUUAGCUACUUCUCCCAUCAGCCAGUGCUUUGGUUUUGAGACCAUUGGGGACUACUUAUAUACUAGCAUUUGAACAUUUUGAUAAAUAUAAGAUGUUUGUACUUUUUCACUUAAACUGCGAUGAUAAACUUACCAUAUAGCUGACCCAAUAGUUGACCAAUGUAUCUUCUUUUUUUUUACGUUUUUUACAUAAUAAAGUAUACAAUAAUAAGAUAUGCAGUAAAGUUAUCAGAUUGUGCGGAGUUCUUCUGGCAUUCCCAGGGAGGAGAGGGGAAGGGGAGAUAUUUGUGAAGAAAAAGGAAGGAGGGAGGACACAAAAUGACCCUGUUACUUCAAGGUCGCGUGUUUGGCCUAAGGAUGGAUGUUCACGGUCUCUCUAACCCUUGAGCGGUAUUUAUUCCGCUGUUGAAUCGAAAAUAACUGGAACCAAGAACAAUGGCUUUAAUUUUUCUUUUAAUAUCAAGCAGCUAC
This is a messenger RNA of Pocillopora meandrina, 3339 nucleotides long. The record is from the annotation of a GenBank genome assembly. Lineage: Eukaryota; Metazoa; Cnidaria; Anthozoa; Scleractinia; Pocilloporidae.